AUGGCAAACUCAAAUUUUGCUUGCAAGCUCGAGUUUCUCCUUGGUGACUAUUUCAUCGGAGCUCGUCAAUGUGUAGAGGCAUAUUUGAACGGGACAACUUACUCGGAAGACUUUGGUGGGACCGUUCGAGUGCAGCUCAAGAAUAAUAAGAAAAUAUUUAACAACUGGAAAGUCGAGUUUCGAACGCUUCGACUUCCCCCUGAUACGACUCAAUACCGGACUUCGAAUGAUAAUGUACACGAGCAAAUAUACACAGUCGAGUUCACUUUUCCUCUGCAGCUCUUCAAUAACCAAAUGGAGUUGAUCUCGGUUCACUCGAACCCCUUCGCCAUCUGCGUCCAUGGAACUCAAGAAGCCAAAGCGCUUACUUCAUUUCAAUCAGAGCAAAUGAUGAUGGAAUUCAACGAUUCGACUCUCGUUUCGUGGGUCAGUUUUAACAGAUUACAGAUGAACACGUCCAAUGGCAGGUUCACAUUUUGGACUUGGUUCUACGGUUCAGUAGAAAUUCUGAAAAACAGCGAAAUUUCGAAAAUGUGGAACGAUGGGCUUUUGAUCGGUUACCUGAGCAAAUUCCACACCCAGGAGGCAUUGACCGUCGCGGCACAGAAUAACUUUUAUGGUACAAUGAUUUUACGAUUCUCGGACAGUAUGGUUGGCGGCCUAAGCGCUUCUGUGGUCAAUUGCGGUAUUCAACACGUCAACCCUUGGACGAAAAAAGAUAUUCAAGAAAAAUCAUUCGUCAAAUUUAUUCGCCAAGAAAACAACAUGGAGUACAUCUUUCAUAUUCGAACUCUUGAGCGAUUUUUUCAAGGACAAGAUCUUGCACUGAUGCAGUGCAAGAAAGAAAAUGUUUUGAAUAUAAGAAGAUAUCCUGUUACAAAUAUGAACCUCCAACUUCCGAAAAUUCCUGAAGGCUACUGCUGA
Molecule: messenger RNA, 924 nt
Organism: Oikopleura dioica
Lineage: Eukaryota; Metazoa; Chordata; Appendicularia; Copelata; Oikopleuridae
Source: the annotation of a GenBank genome assembly